UGUUUUCAUGAGCUCCGACGGAGCGGCGAUAGCGGCCAAGCUCGGUCGCGGAAACAGGUUAUCUGCAAUGGAAAACGAAUACCAGGUUGUUCUGCCCAGUUUGCCCACAGGUCGGUUUAUUUUAAAUACCGUGUUUUUGCACGCGGACGUCAGUGCUCGGCCCUACCGGGUAGAAGACUUUCGCGACGCUCUGGCUCAACAUUCGGUACUCCCCGAGGUAGUCGCCUUGGGGGCGUACCGCAUGAGCCAUGUGUGGGCGGUCACCUUCAAGGACGCUGAAACGGUGAAGAAGCUGGUCAGCAUCGGUGAACUGCAAGUUAAAAGCAAGCGCUGUAUCGUCAUCGACCCGGCCAACAGGGACGUCCGAAUGAAGGUGCACUGGCUGCUCCACAGUGUGCCUGACGAGGACGUGCGCCUUGCCUUCACGCCUUUCGGUAAAGUCACCGACAUCGUCAGGGAGCGCUGGAGGGCCGAGGGAUUGACCGACAAAGGGUCUACAACGAGGCUUGUGACUCUGAAGCUGCACUCCGGCGUCAAAAUCGACGACUUGCCACACCAGUUAAGUGUGUCCGGUGAGCACGCCCUUGUUGUUGUGCCGGGCAGGGCUCCGCUCUGCCUUCGCUGCCGGGGCACAGGCCACAUCCGCCGCGAGUGCCGCAUUCCGCGAUGUGGCUCUUGUCGGCGAUUCGGUCACGAAGACGGCCAGUGUGAACGAACGUACGCCAGCGUGACAGGGCCCGGGGGCAGCGACGACACCCCCGACCUGCUCAUGGACGAGGCUGACUUGGAAGAGGCGACGCCUCAGACAAACGCCCGUGAAACACAGCCAUCUACAUCGUCCUCUGUUCCGGAGGGCGAGCGUGAUAAGCGGCAAGUCGACGAAGCCUCCAAGGACCAGCAUGAGCCCGUCAAAGGCGUCGACACUGCACCGACUAGACGGGAUACGGCCCCAGAAGUGCAGCCUCCGGUGAGCGUGAUUGAAUCCGGCGAGAAGUGUAUGGUUUCUUCACACGGCGAAGGGAGCCCGAUGGCCGGAAAGCGGCCGCAUGAGAGCACCGUCGACAGUGAGUCGCAGCGGGACGAUGGUGGAGGCGGCGAGCCACCGACGAAAACGCCAGGUGUAAGACGCUCUCCAUUUAGACCGCGACCUAACAUUCCGGGCGAACCACGGCGGGCGGGCAAUCCGCCUUCGUAAGAGAUGGUUUUUAU
Molecule: messenger RNA, 1209 nt
Organism: Rhipicephalus sanguineus (brown dog tick)
Lineage: Eukaryota; Metazoa; Arthropoda; Arachnida; Ixodida; Ixodidae
Exons: 1
Coding region: 8-1195 (395 amino acids)
Molecular function (GO): zinc ion binding; nucleic acid binding
Source: RefSeq, a predicted model, not a curated record